CCUUUGGUCACAAAGAAGAAAUUAAACCUCAUAUACGCGUUCUUACCUUCCUGUUGAGCAUCUAUACGCAUCUCGCGUUUCUUAUCUCUGCCCCAGCUCUGCUUAUCUCUACUCUACGCGGAAUCCACCGACGAUAUCCGCAUCUCAAAUACCCACAGCACUUCCACCUACACGCAAAAGCACUUCUGCACCUCCUCUUCUUGUACAAUUUCUCGUUAAAUCCACACGUACUCGAUCCCAUUACCACCAUACCACCGUCCUUAUGGCUCCACACGCAACAACACCCCCUCCCACCGCCCACACGCAGCCUCAUUCUCACCAUUCUCCAUCCAUCACCGUUCUCGCUUCUUCGAGAGCUGUGGUAUCAGGCCGUUUGACCGAAGCUACCAUUAUCAUCUCGACUACAACUGGAAAAAUCACCGCUAUCUUCCACUCCGUCCUCCCCGCGUCCGACUUCCCCGAAGGCACCCCAUACACAGACUACUCGCCCUGCAUUUUACUGCCGGGCCUUGUCGAUGCUCACGUGCAUCUCAACGAGCCUGGGCGUACUGAAUGGGAGGGGUUCUGGACGGGUACGCGGGCUGCGGCGUUUGGAGGUGUGACGACGGUGGUCGAUAUGCCGCUAAAUGCUAUCCCGCCGACGACAACAGUGCAGGGGCUAAAAGAGAAGAUUGAAGCAGCAAAGGGCAAGUGCUGGGUGGACGUUGGAUUCUAUGGCGGUGUUGUACCGGGUAAUAGUGGGGAGCUGAAGGCAUUGGUCAAGGAGGGCGUUAGGGGCUUCAAGGGGUUCCUGAUCGAUAGUGGGGUCGAAGAAUUCCCGGCCGUCUCCACCAUAGAUAUCGCUCUUGCUAUGAAGGAGCUAAAAGACGCCCCAACAACCCUCAUGUUCCACGCCGAAAUGAUCCCACCAAUCACCGCCUCCAUCGGCGACGAUGUUCAGCACUCCCACCCACCUCUCGCGCCCUCAGGUCCCCUAGACCACUACUCCACCUUCCUUGACUCACGCCCGCCAUCAUUUGAGACAUACGCCAUCGCCGAAAUCCUGACCCUUGCACAUUUGGCCCCCAAGCUCCCGCUACACAUCGUCCACCUCUCCGCCAUCGAAGCCAUUCCACUCCUUCGUGAAGCCCGCAAGAACGGCAUCAACGUGACCGCAGAAACAUGCUUCCACUACCUCUCCCUCGCUGCCGAAGCGGUCCGCACCGGUGACACGCGUCAUAAGUGCUGCCCACCCAUUCGCAGUCAAUCUAACCAGGACGGUCUAUGGGCCGAGCUGAUGGAUGAAGAGAGCGGCGAGGGUGUCAUCAAAACGGUUGUGAGCGACCACUCGCCGUGCACGCCGAACCUAAAGCUCCUACCCGAGGAGUUCGCGAGCAGGAAAACUGGCUGUGGUGCGGGCGCGACAGUGGUGCAAGAGGGUGAUGAUGGUGACUUUUUCGCUGCAUGGGGUGGGAUCAGCUCCGUGGGACUUGGUCUGCCGAUUCUCUGGACCGAAGGCUCUAAGCGCGGCGGCAAGUUCGGGGUGGAGGAGGUUGUGAGGUGGUGCUGCCGCAAUACCGCGAAGCAAGUGGGACUAGAACGCACAAAGGGUGAUCUGGGGGUUGGAUUUGAUGGCGAUAUCGUUGUUUUCGAUGACGAAGCGAGCUUUGUGGUUGAACCAAGCACGAUGCUUUUCCGUAAUAAGUGCUCGCCGUAUGAGAACAAGACGCUCAAGGGUGUUGUCAAGGAGACUUGGCUCCGGGGUCAGAAGAUCUUCUCAAGAGAGGAGGGCUUCUCGGAAAAGAGUGGACCGGCUGGCAAAUUAUUGCUCGAGCCAAGGAAAAGCAAGGCGUAAAUCCUGAACCGACUCCCGUUCGAGGAAGCGCUUUAGCCGCCAUCCUAUCUGAGCGUGACAAGAGCAUGGUGGGUGUGAUUAGCAUUUUGAUUGGCAAUGGAGCAUGAGAUACGAUGAACGACCGGUAUGAGGAACGGACCUUAUUGUUUUGUUUGGCAUUGGCAUAGGCGGCAGCGCUAUUUUGAUGGGGCAUAGAGAGAGCGUGGAAGGAUUAAGAUGGUAGAGGAGCUGAGAAGAAAAGUAGAGAUGGAUUAAGAUUAGGAUAUGAAGAGAUUGGGACCUAUGUCGAGCAUCU
This is a messenger RNA of Mytilinidion resinicola, 2129 nucleotides long. Its product is annotated as allantoinase. The transcript has 3 exons. Lineage: Eukaryota; Fungi; Ascomycota; Dothideomycetes; Mytilinidiales; Mytilinidiaceae. Gene Ontology annotation, molecular function: cobalt ion binding; zinc ion binding; allantoinase activity. The coding region runs from base 263 to 1834 and encodes 523 amino acids. The record is from RefSeq and is a predicted model, not a curated record. Gene Ontology annotation, cellular component: cytoplasm. Gene Ontology annotation, biological process: purine nucleobase catabolic process; allantoin catabolic process.